UGCGGGCGGCGCGCCUCUCCGCGUCGACGCGAGCUUGGCAGCGAUGGCGCUAUGAUGGAAGGACUGGAAAUAAACAGUAAAAGUGGGUUGCCAGCACAAAGCAACAUGGAGCAGCCAUUCACUGUGAGUUCCUUGAGAAGGCUGGCAGCUUUACCUGACCACACAGAUGUCUCACUGAGCCCAGAAGAGCGAGUGCGUGCCUUAAGCAAGCUUGGUUGUAAUAUCACAAUAAAUGAAGACAUUACACCACGGCGCUACUUUAGAUCUGGAGUGGAGAUGGAGCGGAUGGCAUCUGUAUACCUGGAAGAGGGAAAUCUUGAAAAUGCCUUUGUUCUCUACAACAAAUUUAUAACUUUGUUUGUAGAAAAGCUGCCCUACCAUCGAGACUACCAACAAUGUGCCAUUCCAGAAAAGCAGGAUAUUAUGAAGAAACUGAAGAAUAUAGCAUUUCCUAGGACUGAUGAACUGAAGGAGGACUUGUUAAAGAAAUACAAUGCAGAAUACCAGGAAUAUAUGCAAGACAAGAACAAAUGCAAUGCAGAAUUACUGAAGAAACUAGAGCAACAGAAAUUGAUUGAAGCAGAGAAGAGGAGGAUUGCACAGAUCCGCCAACAGCAGCUGGAAACGGAGCAGUUUCAGUUCUUUGAAGACCAACUGAAGAAACAAGAAUUGGCCCGUGACCAGAAAAUUAAGAAUCAUUCAGUUACAUCUGAGCAAACUGAUGGGAGCAUGUUGUCUUCGUGCAUUUCAAGCCAUCUAAACAGCACGCUCCCUGCAACCAUAGCGAACAAGAGCGAUACUUCUGCUGGGCAGUCUCCUCCCAUAACUCGGGCCUUGAAGCCAGCUGCCACACUCAGUGCUGUGCAGAACAAUGCGGCUGAAGCAAUGAGAAGUGUGGUGCUGCCCAAGGAUCUUUGUCACAAAUUUCUGCAGCUAGCAGAGUCAAAUACAGUAAGAGGAAUAGAGACAUGUGGAAUUCUCUGUGGAAAACUGACAUAUAAUGAAUUCACUAUCACUCAUGUGAUAGUGCCAAAACAGUCUGCAGGGCCAGACUACUGUGACAUGGAGAAUGUGGAAGAGCUCUUCAGUGUUCAAGACCAACAUGAUCUUCUCACUCUGGGCUGGAUCCAUACGCACCCAACGCAGACUGCAUUCUUAUCCAGUGUUGAUCUUCAUACACAUUGUUCUUAUCAGCUCAUGCUACCUGAGGCUAUUGCAAUUGUUUGUUCACCAAAACACAAUGACACGGGUAUCUUCAGACUUACUAAUGCCGGCAUGUUGGAAGUUUCUGCUUGUAGAAUGAAGGGCUUUCAUCCCCAUACCAAGGACCCUAGGCUGUUUAAUAUGUGUAAACAUGUCAUUGGGAAAGAUAUCAAAAUAACUGUUUUGGAUUUGAGGUGAUACAUAUGGGGAGAUGAAAGACCAACAGAAGAUUUGCUUCCACAAAACAGAUGCCCAAAGGAGAACAUGGCUGCCAGAUUUUCCUACAGUGUUUUCCAAAAGUUACUGACAUUUUAUAUUUGUAUGGUUUAGAUUUAAUAGUUCACUAUUUAUUACCCUUUCCCAUUUUGAAGUUAUUUUAUUGAUUUCCAAGAUACAGUUUACAGUGUCAUUCAGUCAGAAUAUGUUGUUAUACUACAAUACUGUAAAAAUAAAACAAAUUUGAAACACUGGCUGUAAUGGAA
Messenger RNA from Varanus komodoensis (Komodo dragon), 1685 nucleotides. RefSeq names its product STAM binding protein like 1 (gene STAMBPL1). The transcript is spliced from 11 exons. The record is from RefSeq and is a predicted model, not a curated record. Gene Ontology annotation, biological process: protein K63-linked deubiquitination. Lineage: Eukaryota; Metazoa; Chordata; Lepidosauria; Squamata; Varanidae. Gene Ontology annotation, molecular function: metal-dependent deubiquitinase activity; K63-linked deubiquitinase activity; protein binding. Bases 52 to 1401 code for a protein of 449 amino acids. Gene Ontology annotation, cellular component: endosome; membrane.